GUCGUUAUAAAGAGAAGCUGCUACUAUUACUACUACUACUCAACACUUGUCGCGUGUUGUCUACUGCAUUUCGUCAUAUUUAUCAGUUUGAAUAUCGGCUAAUUGUGAUAAGACAGUGACAUUUGUGGUUUGUCUUUGGAAAAGUGGUGAAGUUACAAAAUGGGUAAAAAAUCAAAGAAACAAAAAUUUGCUGCUGAAAAUGAACUUCUGUCAACACCUUUGAAGUGCAACAAUGAAUUUGAAGGACUCGUCAGUUUUGAAGAGUUGUCAUCUUGCACUUUCAUGAGGAUGAAUAAAGCAGGAAAAAUUAAGAGAGAAGUUUGGAAAGACGGCAAAAUUAUUAAAAAGAAGGAUAAAAAGAAGAACAGCAGCAAACAGAACGCUAAUAAACAUAAAAUAAAUGAGAAUGCUGUGGCUGGAACAAAGGACGUUAAAGAGACUGCUGUGGUCGAAAAAGUGGAAUUAUUGUCAGACCUUCCAAAAAAGAAACGAAAGAAAAGGAAAAAGAAACAGGACGCCAGUGAACCAGCAAAGAAGGCCCGCUAUGACAGUGCCACUUUUCAUGGAGCUAAUCAGGGUGCUCAGGAAAAUGUUGACGUGACAGAAUGGGAGUCUCUGUUUGUUCCUCCUGAAGUUGUUAAAGCACUUGCUGGAUUGGGUUUCUCGACCCCCACCGAAAUCCAGAGACUCGUCUUACCAGCAGCUAUUAAGGGCCGAAUGGACAUCAUUGGUGCUGCAGAGACUGGAAGUGGUAAAACUUUAGCCUUUGGAAUUCCCAUCAUUCAUGGAAUCCUUUGUGAUAUGUUGAACGAGUCUAAAAACGCUGAAAAUGGUGAGGACGUAGAAGAUGCUGUCGAUGGGGCGGAUGAUGGCAACGAGGACGUUGAUGGAGGUACCAUCAGUGGAGAGGAUGAUGUCGAUGAAGUGGAUGAUCUGAGCGGAGAGAUCGUAGAUAGUGAUGAUGAUGAUGGUGAAAAUAAAGUUUCUCAGGAAGAUUUACAGGAUGCCAUGGAAAUCGGUUGUGCCUUUCCAGGGGAUGAAAGUGACUCAGACAGCGGUGGAAGUGAGAGAGAGUCCAACGAUGAAGCCAAUGGCCUUGAUAAUGAAAUUGGUUGUGUCAAAGUCAUUGAUAAUGUUGAAUUUGAUUUUCUGAAAAAAGAUAAGAAUAACACUGGAACGAAUCCAGGAAAACCAUUAAGAGCUCUAAUUGUAACUCCAACUCGAGAGUUAGCAGUCCAGGUAAAAAGCCACUUGACAUCAGUGCUAGUUCACACAGACAUCAAAAUAGCUGUUGUGAUUGGUGGAGUAGCAAGUGAGAAACAGCAGAGGAUACUGAACCGUGGUCCAGAGAUUGUUGUUGGAACACCAGGGAGGUUGUGGGAAUUGAUUGAACAAGGCAACAAUCACCUUAGUCAGAUAGAAAAUAUUAAAUACCUGGCCAUUGAUGAAACUGAUCGCAUGGUUGAACAGGGUCACUUCGAGGAGCUGAGGAAACUCCUGGAGGUCAUCAACACUGAUGAAAAUGCCAAAGCCAGACGUCAGAAUUUUGUGUUUUCAGCAACCCUUACUCUAGUGCACAAAGCACCAAGGCGUGUGGAUAUGAAAGGAAAGACACCUAUGACUUCAGAAAUAAAAGUAAAGCAACUUGCAAAAAUGAUAGGCUUGAAGGCCAAGCCCAAGAUAGUCGACGUCACCCGGAAAUUUGGAACUGCAGAAAGUCUGACGGAGUCGAGGAUUAACUGUGAUAAAGAUGAGAAAGACUACUACCUGUAUUACAUAUUGAAACAGUACCCAGGUAGGACUCUCGUAUUUUGCAAUAGCAUCGACUGCGUGCGAAGGUUGCAGAAUUUGUUUACUUUCCUUCAGUGUCAUCCCAUGUCUCUCCAUGCAUCAAUGCACCAGAAACAGCGAUUGAAGAGUCUCGAGAAAUUUUCCUCCAGUUCCGUGGCGUUGCUCUUGGCCACAGAUGUUGCAGCCAGGGGUCUUGAUAUACCAAACAUUCAGCAUGUCAUUCAUUAUCAGACCCCACGCACAGCAGAGACUUACAUUCAUCGCAGUGGACGAACAGCAAGAGCUGAACAGGAAGGGCUAAGUGUUCUUUUCAUCGAUUCGUCAGAAAUUAAAAAGUAUCGUCAGCUAUGUUUAACUCUGAAUCGUUCAACUGAUCUCCCUCCAUUCCCAGUUGAUGUUAACGUCAUGGACCAGGUUAAGACACGUGUAGAUUUUGCUCGCCAACUGGAACUGAUGGAACAUUCUAAUCGUAAAGAAAGAGCUCAAGAUAACUGGCUGAAGAAAGCAGCAAGGGAAGCAGAGAUCAUGUUAGACGAUGACGAUGAUGACGAAGACGAGGUUGCAGACAGAGCAAUGAAGGCUGCUCGGGAAAAACGUGAAACUAAGGUCAUGAAAGCCAAGUUGAGGAGUAUGCUUUCCAGACCGCUGGUAGGGUCAACCUUCUCUGGCAAGUAUCCCACUCAGACUGGUGCUCUAGUCACACCUUUCCAUAAGGAACAAAGAGGAGGAGGUAAGCCGGAUGGAAACGAUGCACUUUCUGUGAUGAAAAAAGAGGCUGUCGAGUUCACCAAACUAGUGAAGACAGUCAAACCAAGACCCCCUAAGAAGAAGAAAGUCAAUACUAGCAGGAAGUUUAAAGGUUAUGAAAAGAGGAGAAAAAAGUUAAUCAAGGAAAAGGAGUGGAGAGAGAAGGAAGCAAAAGGAAAAGACUGAGUUAGCCCUUGUUAAGGUACGAAAAAAAUAAAAUGAAAAAGUA
Molecule: messenger RNA, 2767 nt
Organism: Macrobrachium nipponense
Lineage: Eukaryota; Metazoa; Arthropoda; Malacostraca; Decapoda; Palaemonidae
Product: ATP-dependent RNA helicase DDX24-like
Exons: 11
Coding region: 160-2724 (854 amino acids)
Cellular component (GO): nucleolus
Molecular function (GO): ATP binding; RNA helicase activity; nucleic acid binding
Source: RefSeq, a predicted model, not a curated record